ACAAUACGUUCGGGAGCGCUCCUUCGGUUCCAGCCAAUGGUGCCACAUAGCAGCGAUGGCGUCCGGGAGAAGCACACUGGCGGAAAGCCUUCGGGAGCUGUACCAGUUCAGUGUCGUUGAUUACUGUAUGUUCGGGGCGAUGCUAAUACUUUCGGCCGCCUGUGGAAUCUACUUUGGUUUCUUCAAACGAAACAAAGGUGGUGAUGUGGAAACGCCAGAAAGUAGUAGUAGCGACGAUGAGAGCGCCCAUCGGACUGUAGCGACAAAUACUGGCAGUGGAAGUCGUACCAAGACUACGUUUGGAUCAUCGACUAUGGAUGAGUAUUUGCUUGGCUCGCGGAAGUUGAAAGCAUUCCCUGUAGCGAUGAGCCUCGUGGCAGGAUAUAUAUCCGGUGUGACGAUACUAGGAACACCGGCCGAGAUCUACAAUUUCGGGACACAAUAUUGGCUAAUUGUGAUACCGAUUCUGCUGAUGGGAUACGCCGUUUGUACCGUCUAUCUGCCGGUGUUUUGCUCGUUGAAGCUGAAUUCGUCGUACGAAUAUCUGGAAUUACGAUUCAACUCGUACGUCCGAUCGAUAGCAUCAGUAAUGUUUGUUAUUGAUGAGCUUCUUUUCCUCCCGAUGAUCAUCUAUGUGCCAGCACUAGCGUUCAAUCAAGUAACGGGCUUCAAUCUGUACGUGAUUGGUGCGAUCGUGUGUGUCGUCUGUAUAUUUUACACCCUACUGGGAGGUAUCAAAGCGGUCGUAUUUACCGAUGCAUGGCAGGUGGUGGUGAUGUUCAUCUCCGUAGUUGUGGUCGUCAUAAUCGGUACGAUUGCGAUCGGUGGACCAGACGUCAUAUGGGACCGGUCGGUGGAAGGUGGACGGAUAGAUUUCUUCAACUUCAAUCCCUCGAUGUACGAGCGGCAAACGUUUUGGGCCGUUUUGAUUGGUGGCUUCUUCUACUGGACUUCGUUCAACUCGGUCAACCAGACGAUGGUACAGCGCUACAUGUCCCUACCGAAUCUGAAGAAGGCAAAGUUAUCCAUUGCAAUGUUUACCGUUGGAAUGGGCGUGUUUGUGUCGGUAUGCUGCUAUGCCGGUUUGUUGCUGUACGGAAAAUAUUUCGAAUGCGAUCCAGCGACGGUUGGACUUGUAACGACGGACGAUCAACUGUUUCCUCACUAUGUGAUGGAAUCGGUUGGGAAACUAAAAGGCAUUCCGGGAUUGUUUAUAGCCGGUGUGUUCGGAGCCGCCCUUAGUUCACUUUCCGUUGUACUGAACUCUACCUCUGCGGUCCUGCUGGAAGACAUUUUGAAGGGACUUUUCCGGGUAAAUCCAACUCCAUUUGUGGCGAACGUAUUCGUGCGCGGUAGUGUAGUGGUACUCGGACUAGCCGCUAUGGGAUGUUUGUUCAUCAUAGAGAAGCUGGGCGGUAUACUGAGUGUGGCCACUUCCCUGUCUGCGAUUGCAGCCGGUACAACGUGUGGGAUAUUUACGCUUGGAAUGUUGAUUCCGUGGAGCAAUACGAAGGGUGCACUUUUCGGGGGUGUAUCGGGUGCAUUGCUGUCCGGUUGGGUUUCGCUUGGCAGUCAGUUUGCCAGUGCAGCUGGAGAGAUCGUACCACACAAGCUGCCCGUUUCAGUGGACGGAUGCAUUGAGGAUCUGAUCACAAACGUCACAAUGGUGAAUCCUAUCUAUCCGGAUGAGAGUGGAGUUUUUCCUUUGUACCGGCUUUCGUACCACUGGAUCACACCGAUCGGUGUAAUGACAGUACUGAUCGUGGGGACAGCCGUCUCGUUCAUCACAGGUCCUCGAGAUCUGCGUCACAUCGAUCCGGAACUCAUCUCACCCGUCAUACAUCGGUUCCUGCCACAGGAAUCGUUCGGCAACUUUGGAACUGCGAGCAAGAACUCGGCGGCGGGACCUGUGAUUUUUAGCGAAGAAAUGCAACCUCACACAAACGUGUCGACUGCUACGGGGAGUGUCCCGUACGGCUCGACGGUGGAACGGAAUGGAGAGGUACUGAAAUCUCGAUGAUGAAGCGGUAACUCACAAUCAAGAAUAAACACAUAUCCG
This is a messenger RNA of Anopheles maculipalpis, 2059 nucleotides long. RefSeq names its product sodium-coupled monocarboxylate transporter 1-like. The record is from RefSeq and is a predicted model, not a curated record. Gene Ontology annotation, biological process: sodium ion transport; transmembrane transport. NCBI's taxonomy places the organism in Eukaryota, Metazoa, Arthropoda, Insecta, Diptera, Culicidae. The transcript has 8 exons. The coding region runs from base 56 to 2020 and encodes 654 amino acids. Gene Ontology annotation, cellular component: membrane. Gene Ontology annotation, molecular function: symporter activity.